AAGUUUUUGUGCACAACACACGUGUGCUAACAGUGAUUGAAUUGCGAUAAAGGAUUCAAAAAUUAUACAGUGCACAAUGUUUACAGCCCUAAGUACGAUGUUCUACGGCAUCUUCCUCAGUAUAUACUUAUCCGGAUAUGUGGUUAGCCUAGAUCCAGAGGUUGUGGUACUUCGCGCAGUGAGAGGAAGGGAUGCCAGGCUGCCGUGUGGUCAAGGAAAAGUGUUCUUAGAUGGACCAGACUCCUAUAUCCUUUGGUUGAAAAACGACAGAGAUUUUCUUUACAGAUUUCCUAAUGAGGAAAUCGAGAGAAGAGCCGUGAACCGCGAUAGAAUAUUCGGUACGUCAUGCGACGCAGGGGCAUGUUAUGAUGACACCUCUCUCCUUCUGAAACGCGUGACUGAGCAGGACAGCGGUAUUUAUCGAUGCAGAGUCCAUUAUCAAGCCUCCCCCUCGCUAGACUACGUCAUUGAUGUGAGGCUGGUGGAUUCACCCGGCAUCCCGCGAAUUCACAACGAGUUGAACGAAGAGAUCAAAAGGGGAUAUGUUGGGCCACUUAGCCUCGGAGCUAACCUCACACUCAUCUGCGAAGUAGACGAUGAUCAGCCCGAUACGUUGGUGUACUGGCGUCGAAACGGCGUAGUGAUAGAGCGCGCGCACACAGCGCGUGCCGGCGUGCUGCGGGCGGACGUGCGGGUGCAUAACGCGACGCGCGACGAGCUAGACGCACACUACGAGUGCCUCGCCCAGAACGCUGACGUCACAGAGCCUUUGAGCGCUAGUGUCGUUGUCAAAAUGUAUCUUCCCCCCUUAAACAUCGAGAUUCGAUUGAACAAUAAUGUGGAUUUCGAAGCUGGGCAACCGCGCGUGGUCGAUUGUGUGGUAGUGGGCUGCGUACCUCCGCCGUCUAUCACAUGGCACUUGGGAGACACUUUACUUAGACCGAGUGUACAUAAGGAACUACAUGACGGCAACUAUACGGUAUCGUCUCUCACACUGGCGCCAUCUCUACGUGACAGCAAACACGACCUAGUAUGCCGAGCCCACAACUCACAUUUACCCACCUCAGUCUUCGAGGAUAAAGUUACUUUGAACGUCGGAUAUCGACCAAUUUGCCUAACAACUCGAGAGGAGAUGGUCGGCGCAAUCGUUCAAGAGGCGGAGACGGUUACGUGCGCGGUAGAGGCUUCGCCAGACCCUCUACAAUUUAGCUGGACAUUCGCCGAUUCUAGGACGCUGUACACUAGUGUUAAGAAAGUGGCUGGUUCUCACAAUCGCUUCACAUCAACACUGACGUGGCUACCACGCGAUGGCGAUUUAGGUUUACUAUUGUGCCGAGCUACCAAUUCUUUUGGGGAGCAGAAACGGCCCUGUUCCUACACUAUUGCACCGGGGAGUCCCCCACAUGUCCCGGAAUGCGUCGUGUUACGCUCCUAUCCUCAUUCCAUAAGAGUUCAGUGUCAGAAAGGUUGGGACGGUGGACGACCUCAAACCAUUCAUCUAGAACUAUUCAAUCUUGAUGGAACUUUACUCCACAAUAUGUCCAACGCAGCGGGUCACUUCCACCUGCCAGACAUAGAGGAUGACAGGAAUUUAUCAGCGACAGUUUACGCGAGCAGUGCUAGAGGAAGGAGUGAAUCAAAAAGCUUACAUUUACAGACGAUAACACCGUUAAGCGCGUCAGUUGCAGAAGACGUGCCAGUUCGUACGUGGACGCGUUGGCUGGAGGCGUGCGCUGGUCUGGUAGCAAUCGCCGCGGCAGUAGCGGCAGCUGCAGUCUGCAUAAAGCUGAUCAAAGCGAAACGGGACAACCUGGAGCAUAACCCUGACUUAGUGCCACGGUCCGAUGGUUCGUUUCACCGCGAGCCUGACUUUACCAGAGAGGAACGUGUUUUGGGAACUACCAACAUAACAGUCAACCAACUAGCUUCAUGUCAAAAUCAAUAUUCCGCGUCGCCUGUACCAGGAUGUCGCGUUCUCGUCGGCUGCGGUACCCAUUCACCACCUCAAGACUCUUGUCCCACCAGCCAGCACUCCUACUAUGUCUAGCCUUCAACAUCCUGCUUGCAAAGGGUCAUUACUCAUAACAAGAGCCUGUGGAUAUUAAGGCUAAACAUAUCCAAAUGUAUAGACACUCAUUGGUUCAUUAUUUGGUAUGGCAUGUGUAUUUCAAUGCAAAAAGUGUACGCUUUAGCAGCCCAUGACAGAGUACUGAGCUCUAAAUGGCUUAUUUCUACUUGGGUACAGUUGAAUCUAAUUUACGGGAACUUUACUUUUUAAUAUACCUAAUAAAACCCAAGAGCUUAAAAUUAUACGCGUACAAUGAAUUUUGUAAUCUCUGGAGAAUGCUAUACUAAGUAAUUGUUUUUUAAAUUAACUUUUAGUACAUUUAACAAUAAAUACAAUUGCGAUGAUACUAUUUAGAGAUUCGACUCUUGUUUAAUUGUUUUAUUCGUAACUCAAUAGUGGUUAAUGUGUAGGUACGUCCGAGAAUGAGAUCAGAAGAAAAAAAUCCCACUUUUUCUGGUUAUAAUUUAGCUUAAGGUGAAAAGAGCUCUUCCAACUUAUAUUUCUUCGGUGUAAUAUUAAUAAAUGUAACUCAUGUUUAGGAUUAUUUAUAGCUUACUUUAUAUUUUUAACGAAUAUUUUCUAAAAUGCUUCUUCGCAUACUUAGUUAAUCAUUAUUUAUAAUAUAAUAUGAUAAAAAUAUAAACCUUAUUAAUAAAUAAUGAUAAAGCAUAGUAUAUUGCGCUUAAGAAUAUAGUAGGUAGAUACUUUAAUAAUUAGUUACUAUGAUGAUACAGAAUAAAGAAUGAUACAGAAUGAGUCUAUACUAGCAGCGUGGUGAGGCCAGUGAAACCCAUAAAAACAAACGUUACGCG
Bicyclus anynana (squinting bush brown) is the source of this 2880-nucleotide messenger RNA. RefSeq lists its product as uncharacterized. Bases 77 to 2047 code for a protein of 656 amino acids. The record is from RefSeq and is a predicted model, not a curated record. The transcript is spliced from 14 exons. NCBI's taxonomy places the organism in Eukaryota, Metazoa, Arthropoda, Insecta, Lepidoptera, Nymphalidae.